AUCCCAGAGUCCAUCAUUUCACGAGGCGUGCAGGUGUUGCCGCGGGACACCGCUUCUCUCAGCACCACACCCUCAGAGUCUCCUUGUGCUCAGCAGUCCCGCCUCUCCACUGCCUCCUGCCCCACCCCUAAAGCCCGGCUCACCUCCUGCUCAUCCACUUAUAGUGUCACAGAGGCCUCACGGAGAGAGUUCAGGGCUCACCUGGAUGAGGUCAUCACGCUCAAGUCAAGGUACUCUACCUUGGACCAGCUCCACUCUAGGCUGGAGGGGCUCAAAGAUGAUCGCAGGAACCAUAGGACCUUCGACUCGCGAGUGCAGUCACGAUGCAGCAGCAAGGAGAACAUCCUGAGAGCAAGUCACAGUGCAGUGGACAUCACCAAGGUAGCUCGGAGACACCGCAUGUCCCCGUUUCCCCUCACUUCUAUGGACAAGGCCUUCAUCACUGUGCUAGAGAUGACUCCUGUCCUGGGUACCGAAAUCAUCAACUACAGAGAUGGAAUGGGUCGAGUUCUGGCUCAGGACGUCUACGCCAAAGACAACCUGCCUCCUUUCCCUGCGUCAGUUAAAGACGGCUAUGCUGUUCGAGCUGCUGAUGGCCCUGGUGAUCGCUUCAUCAUCGGGGAGUCUCAGGCUGGGGAGCAGCCCACUCUCACAGUUAUGCCAGGCCAGGUGAUGAGGGUGACGACAGGUGCUCCUAUCCCAUGUGGUGCAGACGCUGUAGUGCAAGUAGAAGACACAGAACUGCUACGAGAGUCUGAAGACGGUACAGAGGAGCUGGAAGUGAGGAUCCUGGUUCAGGCCCGUCCAGGACAGGAUAUCAGGCCUAUAGGUCAUGAUAUCAAGCGUGGAGAGUGUGUGUUGGCUAAAGGCACUCACAUGGGUCCAUCUGAGAUCGGCCUCUUGGCCACUGUAGGAGUCACAGAGGUGGAGGUGCAGAAAUUCCCAGUUGUAGCAGUCAUGUCCACUGGCAAUGAGUUGUUGAACCCUGAGGAUGACCUCCACCCAGGCAAGAUCAGGGACAGUAACCGAUCCACACUGUUGGCCACCAUUCAGGAGCACGGCUAUCCCACCAUCAACCUCGGCAUCGUCGGAGACAACCCAGACGACCUGCUGAACGCCCUAAACGAGGGCAUUAGUCGUGCUGAUGUCAUCAUCACCUCCGGGGGAGUGUCCAUGGGUGAGAAGGACUACCUGAAGCAAGUGCUGGAUAUAGACCUCCAUGCCCAGAUCCACUUCGGUCGAGUGUUUAUGAAGCCAGGUUUGCCUACUACGUUUGCCACCUUAGACAUUGACGGUACAAGAAAGCUGAUCUUCGCCCUUCCAGGUAAUUUCACCUACAGAGACACAGGGGCGACUCUUCUGGAGACUGUGCCCCUGAGUGACAGCGAGGCCAGCAGACUGCCUGUGCCUCCCCCCCCACGAGGAAGUAACCCAGUGUCAGCUGUUGUAACCUGUAACCUCUUUGUCAUUCCUGCAUUAAGAAAGAUGCAGGGGAUACUGGACCCACGGCCCACCAUCAUCAAAGCCAGGCUGUCAUGUGAUGUAAAGUUGGAUCCACGUCCAGAAUAUCAUCGCUGUAUACUGACAUGGCACCACCAGGAACCACUUCCCUGGGCACAGAGCACAGGAAACCAAAUGAGUAGUCGGCUAAUGAGCAUGCGAAGUGCCAACGGCCUUCUGAUGUUGCCUCCGAAAACAGAGCAAUACGUGGAGUUGCACAAGGGUGAAGUCGUGGACGUCAUGGUCAUAGGACGGCUAUGAUGUCAUCUUGAGGGGACAGACCAAGUAUAGAGCAAGAAAGUGGUGCAUGUCCACAUAUCAUUACUAUUCUGUAAUAUGCAACGGCACAGCUAGUUUUUAUUGAUUUGGGAGAAGUUGAUCCAGAAUAAUCAACAUUUCGAACAGACGAAUAUGUGAAAUUUAUGAAAAUACGACUUCGAAGACAUAGUAUUUCAAAGACAGAAAAUAUUAUACCUUUUAAAGUGAUAAAAUAUAUAUAUAUAUGAAAUAUAAGAGAUUUAUUCUGUAAUAUAUUGUUAUAAUUAUUAUGAUUAUUAAUAUAAUGAUGAAUAUUAUCAUAUUAAGCAACUCUGUUCUCUUUCAUUGCAAUUGCUUUGUGUGUUCAAUGCUAGAACUUAUAGAUAGCCGUAGCAUUUUAAUAGACAGCUGUUGGCGCCUGUCACACUUACAUCAGAAAGCUUAUUUUCUCAUCGGUAGAAAAUGUGUCACUGAGGAAUGAAAAGCUCUUCAAAAUGACAGCGGGGACCCCUUUGGAUCCCCGACGGGAGCUGGAUCUUUUCAUCUCUCCUCAAAGUGCACCAAGGUGACCCAGCUUCUUUCCCUUUAGUAUUAUAUGCUCCAUAAAGACUUCAUUAUGCUUCAUAAAGGGUUUACAAAACCGCUUUGCUUGUCGUUUAUCUUGUGAGUCGUGUUUAUGUGCGCAGUGCCAAAAGCCAGGGCUGUGGGGGUGGGGGGGGUCUUGUGGUCAUGACGCCGAAAAGCAGCGUGUGUCGCCGAUGUCACAGACUUUGUACGGAUCGUUUUCGCAAAACGAUGACGGGUGCGGGUCUGUCUAAAGUCUGUGCUACUUCAGCACACACGGAGGCAUGUCCUGUGCUACAGGCUACCUCAGUCUGAAACAUACUUCAUAAUAAACUGACCCUCAUAGCUCUGCCCUUAUUACUCUCUAUUUUACCCACUACCCUUACAUUUAAACUCGCCCGGCCCAAUCCUAGAGGCUGAGCUCCCUGGAAACUUUUAUUUGUUAACUUCGAAGAUGAAGACAGCUUAUUUAAGUGCUGACAGCCUUUUUAAACAAAUUACAUAAAAUGUACAGUCAAAAAAAUGCAAGAGUGAUAUUGUACAGACAAGUGACCAGCACUCCUAAGGAAUAUACUAUGGUAUUGAAAAGAUAUUGAAAAACUCUGUACUAUAAUAUCAUUUUCUGUAAUACUGAUCUAAUGCGAGAAUUAAAAUUCUUGAUCAUUAUGUAAAGACGUGGUUCAGUUUCUUUUUUUAAAUAAACUCUGAAAGAUGA
Pimephales promelas (fathead minnow) is the source of this 3037-nucleotide messenger RNA. Lineage: Eukaryota; Metazoa; Chordata; Actinopteri; Cypriniformes; Leuciscidae. The record is from RefSeq and is a predicted model, not a curated record.